Molecule: messenger RNA, 2718 nt
Organism: Nothobranchius furzeri (turquoise killifish)
Lineage: Eukaryota; Metazoa; Chordata; Actinopteri; Cyprinodontiformes; Nothobranchiidae
Gene: fam204a
Product: family with sequence similarity 204 member A
Source: RefSeq, a predicted model, not a curated record
AUAAAAUUAUUAAGUUGAGGUGGAAGUAAUGUGUUUUUCGAACUUCCAUCGCUGUAUUUCAUAAACUUUCUAAAAAUAAUUUACUGACUUUAUCUGUUAAGACGGUUUCAGAUGCAAACACUUGAUGUAUGUGUUUUAAGAUGGGAGCAGAUUUUUUAAAAUUUACAUUACUGGGAAAAAGUGACAUAAAACGAUCUAUAAACGCUGUUUUAGCCAGAUUUUCUGCCUGAGAUUUAUAAAUAAAAAGUGAGCAGGUUGUGCUUUUUUACAAACAUUCAAACCAGUACUUGAACUCACCAUCACCUGCUGCUUCGCAGAUGUUGAGUUCAGGGACACGGUUACCAUGGUGAUUAGCAGGGUGUAAGGACAAGUUGCAACUCGCUUUCAGCUCAACAAAACAAAGAAAAGCAGCAAAACUUCGAAAUCGGCGGACGACAGCUUUUGUUUGAGCUAGUUUUAGCUAGUUCUGAUACAACUCUGAUUGGACGACACCGACACCUCCGCUAAUGAUGAGCCAAUGAGCGCUUUACAACAAUAAACGUCACCGUGUUUACCCGGAAAUGAAAACCCCGAACGACCAUUUAACUUGUUUAUUUCUCGUAGUUUCGUAUAUAUAUAUGGAACUUUUACCUAAGUAAACAAUAAAUUAUAUCUGUGCACACAAUUGACUCAGGAUGUACAGUGGGCUUCUGCCGAAAGAUUUAACCGAAGACGAUCUGAGUUCAGACGCCGAGCUAGAAGAUGGUGUUGUCAAGGGAGACGAUGAAGAAAAAGAGUUUGGUGAACAUUCAACAAAUACAAUGCCUGUGGUGGACGCACGCUCGCCUCACUUUGGCGCUGACGAUGACUCUCCGACAUGCAAAAUGCCAGGCGUAUCUCAGGGAGCGUGGCAGAAAUUCCAGGAGCUCCGUAAAAAGAAAGAUGAAAUUAAGGCUAUGGAAGUCCCCCAGAAAAGGAGAAGACGACGAAAGAGAGGCAGAAAGUGCGAGGAACCUGCAGACACUGGGUACAGAAGUUCUUAUCGUUGUUUUUAUAUAUAAGCAACUAAAUGACCCAUGCAAAGAGCACCACGAUGACCCAGACGAGCGCUGGGAUGAGCUGAAGCAGUACUUCGGUGUGAAUGAUCGAUUUCUUCCCCCCGCCUCCUCCACACCCCCGCUGAAGUCCGGCCUAGAAAAGAGCAUAGAGCAGGCCAUAGCUGAGGGGGACAUCGCACACGCGGAGGAGAUGAGCGACAGGCUCGCCACUCGAGAGAUGGCUGUAAAAAUCGCUCAAGCUGCUGAUUGUCGUGACUUCGUGCAGCAGAAACAGGAAGAAGAAGCUAAGAGGACGGCGCUGAAGAGGAGGAAGCAGUUAGCCUGGGGGUUUGAGAUGAAGAAACGAUGGGAGACCAAAAGCAACAUGGGCUACAUGUGAGAAACCAAGGAGAAGAAGCAACGUUUAAAAUAUGAUUUAAUGAAAAGGUUUCAAAAAGUCUGAUCAUGAUUUAUAUAUAUAUAUAUAUAUUUUUUUUUUUUUUUUGUUUUUGUUUUGAAGUGUUAAACCAGCUGGGUUGAGGUGGGGGUGAGGGUGGGGGAGCUGUCGGCUAAGAAAACCAAUCCAGAGAGUGCAAAGAAAAAAAUGGAGCCUUCCAAUUAAUUCCUAAGGCGCCUACUGGUGUCUGCAUUGUUAUUUUUCAUUACAUUUGAGCACUCUGGACCUUUUUCCCCUUCAAAUUAAAUCUGGUGUACAUUACUGGAUGAUGCGUUUAUUUAUUGCUGUAAAGUGGGUUAAUCAUGAAGGCGCGCCUUUCUUCUUCAGAGGCAGAGAAAGAAAAGAUUAGAGCUCUAAUGCAAUGUACAGGAUAAUGUGCCAUAGGAUUUGGGAGCAGAAAAAGAAAUUUGGCUGCUGUAAACUGUUGUGAGCGGUUGUAAACUGGAACUUUGAAAAGAGACUUUGCUACCGCUGGAAGACACGCUUUUGUUCCCUUUGUUUUUGUGGAGUCUACACUUGCAGAUCAUUGUGUUCGGAGCUCUCCUCGGCAUCUGUAAACUUGUCGGAAAUCCACUAAUUCCAGCUGUUGUUGCUGCCGCUUUGAUCUUUUUUACAUCUGCAGCGUUCGCUUCCACGGCGACUCUGCUCUGCUGAAAACGGCUCAUUCACAUUCCAGGAAGUCUUAAUUUCAAACAGUCCUUUGAAAAAAUGUUAAAUAAAAAAGACAAUUACUUUAUUCAUAAUGCGUGGUUCCCCCAUCCCCCACCCAGAAAAGAGGAGGGAAAAAAAACGUGGAAAGUGAUUGCUUUGCUUCAAGGUAAUGAGAAUUAAAAUGAGUUUAACUUGUUUGCAUUGCACAUAUUUGAGCGGUUUGUCCUCCAGUGAAGUAUUUUUGUAGGUUUGCAGGUUUAAUCAGGGCGAGGACAAAUUAACACGACAUCAGCAAAAAAUUGAGAAAAAAAGUUGGCUGGCAAUUAUGAUACAAAAUCCUAGAUGGUUUCUAACAUGGGCUGAGUAAUAAUAAGCUGAAAGGACUGUUUUUUUUUUUAAUCACAUUGUGUCCAAAGUGUGGCACGUGGGCCAUUUGCGGCCGUCAGACGGAGUUUGUGCGACUGUAAUUCCAGAAUGGCUGAAUUUUCUUUCGUCAGUGGAGGAAGGAUGUUUAACAUUUUAAUGUUAAAAUGUUUGAGGCCUCAUAAAAAAACUGAUAAAUGAAGUUAUAAAAUAAAACAUUCUGUGCUCCGA